Messenger RNA from Scomber scombrus (Atlantic mackerel), 2594 nucleotides. It is a transcript of the gene ttc13, whose product is annotated as tetratricopeptide repeat domain 13. Gene Ontology annotation, molecular function: protein binding. Lineage: Eukaryota; Metazoa; Chordata; Actinopteri; Scombriformes; Scombridae. The record is from RefSeq and is a predicted model, not a curated record.
AUGGCCCCUGCCAGCCGGGCUGCGUCUGCUGCUCUCUCCCUGCUCUUCCUCGGCAGAGUCAUCCUCGGUACCGAGUACUUCUCCGCCAUCACGCUGUUCAACAACGAGCUGCACAAGCAGGGCUGCAGCUCGCUGUCCGACUGGGAGGAGUACCAGGCGGACUGCGAGUCGUCUAUCUUACAGUUGGAGGAUCCAGACUGUGAGGAGGGAAGUAAUCCUCCCUGUGAGUCUGUGUUCUCCCUGAAUGCUGAGAAGAUCCUGAAUCAAGCGAAGUUGUUCAUCGAGCAGAAGAAGAUCCCGUUCCCCGUCGAAAACCAAAACACCAACGAGGAGCUGGCCAUCGGCUACGUGCUGAUAGGAAACGGACUUUAUGAUGAAGCCAUCAAACACUUCUCUCUGUUACUGCAGAGCGACCCGGAGCUGGUCAGUGCGAUCUACGGCCGAGGAAUCGCCUACGGGAAGAAGAGUCUGCAGGAUAUAAAGAACGCUGACCUGGCUCUCUAUGAGCUGAACAGAGUCAUCACUCUGGAGCCAAACUGGCCUGAAGUCUACGAGCAGAGAGCCGAGGAAGCCAUCGAGACGUUUAAAGAAGCUCUGAAGCUGAAGUCCGACUUCAUCGACGCCUAUAAGAGCCUCGGCCAGGCCUACAGGAGCUGGGACUUUGAGUCGGCGAUGGAGAGUUUCCAGAAGGCUCUGAUGCUGAAGAACCACAUCCAGUCUCUGCAGCUCAGAGGAAUGAUGCUGUAUCACCACGUCCUGCAGGAAGCUAUAGGCAACUUUAAGAGGUGCCUGCAGCUGGAGCCCUAUAACGAGGUGUGUCAGUACAUGAAGGGUCUGAGUCACGUAGCGAUGGGUCAGUUCUACGAAGGAAUCAAAGCUCAGACUAAAGUGAUGCUGAACGACCCGCUGCUGGGUCAGAAGGCCAGCUCUGAGUACCUGAAGGUUAAAUACCUCCGAGAGUACUCUCGGUACCUCCACUCCCACCUCGACAUCCCGGUAGCAGAGUACAACGUGGAUCAGGAUUUACCGGGAAACUUUAAGAACCACUGGGCCAAAAACCUUCCGUUCCUGAUCGAGGACUACGAGGAGCAGCCGGGUCUGCAGCCGCACAUCAAGGACGUUUUGCCGCAGAACUUCGACAGCUACAGCAGUGAAGUCCAGAAGCUGAUCUGCACAGCUGAUCAUCUGGGAGCGUUGAUGCAGUACGAUACUCCUGGUUUCCUUCCUAACAGGAGAAUACACAGAGCGAUGGGUUUAGCCACGCUGGAGGUGAUGCAGGCGAUGCAUCGAACGUGGAGCAACUCUAAAGUUCGAGUCAACGGGAAGACGAGACAGAUGCAGUGGAGAGACAUGUUCGAUAUAGCGGUGAAGUGGAGGAGGAUUGCGGAUCCAGAUCAGCCGGUCUUGUGGUUGGACCAGAUGCCUGCUAGAAGUCUCAGUCGAGGCUUCAACAACCACAUUAAUCUGAUCAGAGGUCAGAUUAUUAACAUCAGAUACCUCGCCUACUUUGAAAACAUCCUGGACUUCAUUAAAGACAGAAUCCUGGUUUACCACAGGGCGUAUAACCCCAGAGGACUGUUAGAGGUUCAUCAGGCUCUAGAAAAUGUGAAUAAAGUAGAAGAUCUUCUUCCUAUAAUGAAGUUUAACAGUAAAACCAGAGACGGCUUCACGGUGAACUCGAAGGUUCCCAGUUUGAAGGAUUCUGGGAAAGAAUACGACGGCUUCACCAUCACCAUCACUGGAGACAGAGUGGGGAACAUGUUGUUCUCAGUAGAGACUCAGACUACAGAGGAGCGGACGCAGCAGUAUCAGUCAGAGAUCGAGUCGAUCUACAAAGACCUGACGGCUAAAGGAAAAGCUUUGAUGCUUUCCACUGAACUGGGGGAUGCAGACGCUGUGUGUAACCUGAUCCUCUCUCUGGUUUAUUACUUCUGUAACCUCAUGCCUCUCUCCAGAGGAUCCAGUGUGGUGGCGUACUCAGUGGUGAUGGGAGCUCUGAUGGCGAGCGGGAAGGAAGUGAUCGGUCGGAUCCCGAAAGGAAAGCUGGUGGAUUUUGAAGCCAUGACGACACCGAGUCCAGAAAGCUUCAGCAAAACAGCGAAGAACUGGAUGAAUCUGAAGAGUUUACCCAGCUGGUACCAGAGCCUCCCGUCUGUAGCAGAAACCUUCCCGUCCAGCAGAACCAUGAUCGAGGUCCUGAACACAGACUCGUCCUCACACUGUCCGAAGAAGUCCUAACGAGGACUUCCUGUGUUUUCCAUGAGCGUCGACACUGGGCCGAGACAAAGGGACGAAGCUGCUUCUGCUGCUUCUGCAACCCAAACCAGCUGAUCUGUCAAACCAGCUGAUCUAUCAAACCAGCUGAUCUGUCAAACCUACCAAAUCUAUUAAAUCUAUCAGAGAUCAAUCAGACCCAGAUCCAGUUUAGAGGCUACCAUGAAGCUUAUUUUGGUGCUUUGUUCUCUGUCGUCCUCCUUUAACCUCGAUUUAAACCCUCAAACACAAAGUUUAAGUUCUUACAUCAAAGUUUUGUUGGUUAAUAUUAAGACAAAACAAACAUUGAGUUUAACCAUCGUGUCGUCCUCUCGGGUCAA